Messenger RNA from Neurospora tetraspora, 795 nucleotides. RefSeq lists its product as uncharacterized. Bases 1 to 795 code for a protein of 264 amino acids. NCBI's taxonomy places the organism in Eukaryota, Fungi, Ascomycota, Sordariomycetes, Sordariales, Sordariaceae. The record is from RefSeq and is a predicted model, not a curated record. The transcript has a single exon.
AUGAACCCUGUCAAUGGGGUAGCCGAAUCUCUACGUCGUGUCGAAGAAGAGGUGGAGCAGCGACAGAGUGUUCUACGUCUCAUCAACCUACCCGACAAGACGUCCGAGGAAGACUACACCGACAAAGCCCGGCUCCUGAAUGGACUUCAUGCCGUCGAACAACUUGGCCUAAUCGGAAGCGAGAUGCUAGAGAACUUUUCCAUCGAUCAGUUUGGCAGAAUCCAAGUUCACACCCCUGGCUCGUCGUGCAAAAGCUUCGCGAGAGAGUUCACACAUGUCAAGGAUACAAGAAGUGCCCGGUCGACCUUGUUAUCGCUUUUGAUUGAGCUCCUCGACGAUACCAAGAAGAUUUUGGGUGUAGGACGUCCCAAAUAUCCCAAGUAUUUUCCGUGGUUCACGUUCUUCUGGAAUGUCCAGGACCUUAAAGAAUCCAAGCAUCCCAUCCCGGAGCCCGUGUUGGAAGGUGCCUCGACAAUUUGUGACAGUUUCUGCAACGAAAUACGAAAAAUGCAAUUGCUCGCACAGAAGACGUUGGUUGACAUGCAAUUGUCAGAUAUCGGGAGUGUUAGGAUUAGGGACGUUUGCCAUGCCUUUGAAUUAGGCGAUAAUGAUUGGCGAACCAUAGCGGCUCAUCUUGCAAAAGAAGACCGAUUUGCUCUGAAGAAAUUUGUUGAGGAGAGAGUUCAGCCAUCGGGGAAGCUUGAGGAGUUUCUUCGGACUGUUUGCCGCGUCCGUAAAGCUCUCGAAGACAAUCGUGGAUUGUAUCUAUCUGGCUUCAUUCCCGAGGAAUCAUGA